Messenger RNA from Galdieria sulphuraria, 1395 nucleotides. Its product is annotated as Ca2+:H+ antiporter, CaCA family. The transcript has a single exon. Gene Ontology annotation, cellular component: membrane. The record is from RefSeq and is a predicted model, not a curated record. The coding region runs from base 57 to 1301 and encodes 414 amino acids. Gene Ontology annotation, biological process: intracellular calcium ion homeostasis; calcium ion transmembrane transport. Lineage: Eukaryota; Rhodophyta; Bangiophyceae; Galdieriales; Galdieriaceae. Gene Ontology annotation, molecular function: calcium:proton antiporter activity.
UCUUUAGGAAUCAUUCUUAAAUUAUUAGUGUCUGUUUUGUGUGUGGCAGUCAAGUGAUGCUGUUAGAUGAUGACCAGGUGCCUCUAUUGAGAGCAACUUCCACAAAACGUGUGAUUAGGAAAUCUUUUGUACGAAACCAACAAACUUCCUUCGUUCUUCGUGGUCAUUUCAGUAGUUUAUGGAUAACCUAUUUCUCGUGGAAUUUGUUAUUAUUGCCUACUGUACCACUGGGAUUGGUACUCGGUUGGAUGGGUUAUAGUGAAACCUGGACAUUUAUUGUGAAUUUUUUAGCGAUAAUUCCUUUGUCCACCUUACUAGGUAAUUCUACAGAAGUUAUUUCUUCCCACACAAACGACGUAAUUGGCGGGUUAUUGAACGCUACUUUUGGUAACGCAGUUGAAGUGAUUUUGGGUGUCAGUGCACUACGAUUCGGUCUUAUAGACGUCGUCAAGUCGACACUAUUAGGAUCUGUUUUAUCAAACUUAUUAUUUGUUCUAGGCUGGAGUUUCUUAUUGGGAGGUCUCUUUCAUACAAUGCAACCCAUCAAUCCAGCCAUCGCAGACUCUAACACUAGUGUUCUAGCGGUUGCUUUAUUUGGAUUUACUAUCCCAGCAGUAUUCUCAGCAACAGAAACGGAACUCUCUAAAACCAAUGUGCAGAUACUUUCCUUUCUAACCGCCAUUUUCAUGUUUCUCCUAUAUCUCUUGUUUCUAGUAUUCGAAUUGAUUACUCAUGCACAUCUGUAUGAUAACCACAAGAUGAUUCGUUCCUCAUCCAAGCGCAUUUCGGAGGAAGAUUGGAAUGAUUCUCAAACACAGGAACUAGUAGAUGCCACUUCGACAGGUUCUUUAUGGCUUGCCGUAGGAAUUCAACUUGGCACCGUUAUUUUGACGAGUUAUUGUUCGGAAUAUUUGGUACAUUCGAUACAAGGUUUUUCCAAGAGAACAAAACUUUCAAGCAGCUUUGUUGCCUUUGUUUUACUUCCCAUUGUUGGUAAUGCUGCUGAACAUCUAGCUGCCUGUGCAUUUGCUAUCAAAGGAAAUAUUGAUUUGAGUAUUUCCAUUGCUUGUGGGAGCAGUGUUCAAGUGGCUCUCUUUGUUGCACCGUUACUGGUUAUCAGUUCUUGGUUUAUGCCUGGACCUUUGCUUACUCUAGAUUUUCACCUUUUUGAAACAGUGAUGCUUGGGAUUGCUGUAGCUGUAACGAGUCUUGCGUUGAGGGAUAAUACUAGCAACUGGUUGGAAGGUGCGGAAUUGCUCAUUUCGUAUGCCGUCAUUUCUACCGCUUUUUUUCUGAAAUAAUUAUUUUCUGUUGGAUCAUUUGUUGAUCGAGCGACAAAGCACCGAAAAGGAAAACCGCGCGUGCACAAGAGAAGCCAAUAAUGACUGUUGGGGA